UCUCGCUAGCAAAACAGGCCCGAGAAAUAACGUGAUAACGAGCGACCGAGACGAUUUUUUCGGGAAUCCUGGCCCAUAUCAAAGUAGGAGUACCUCACGUUUCCGUGAGAUGGAGAUUUAUUGGUGGGGCGGUGCCCUGGCCUGCGGAAUCCGUGUUAGGUCAGUUACUUGACCCUUCCGCCGGCGCCGACGCAAUUCCCCGCCUCGCCCUGUUCGAUCCAAAUCGAGCCGUACUCGCGAGAGCGAGAUCCAAAUCGAGAUUUCUCGACCCUAGGUCUCGUCGAACCAUGGGUCAGCUGAUGCUCAAUCGGGUGAUAUCGAUGCAGCGGGAAAGUCGUCGCCUGCAAAUACAACCCCAUAGUAAGUGACCGCCUCGUUGUUAUUUUCAUCAGGCACAAGACCAGGUAAGGCAAGUAGAUUCUUGUAGGUUGAUCUAGUCUAGUGUCUAUUUGAGCGUAAAAUUUUGAUUUUUUUUCAUAGAGAAAACUGUUUGGGUGAGCUAAGGUUUCUAUGGUACUCCCUCCGUCCCAUAAUAUAAGAGCGUUUUUGACACUACACUAGUGUAAAAAACACUCUUAUAUUAUGGGACGGAGGGAGUAGUAUAGAAGGAUUUUGUGGAUCGAUUUGGGUAAAGAUCAAAUUUUUGUGUGUGUUGUUCAUAUGUACUCCCUCUGUAAAGAAAUAUAAGAUCAUUUAGAUCACUACUUUAGCGAUCUAAAUGAUCUUAUAUUUCUUUACUGACGGAGUACCCGAGUUAUGAAAAAUUUGCUAUAACAUCAGUGUAGCCACUCAAAUAUUACAUAGUAAGCAUACAUUGGAUUUGAAGAGGCCCCAUUUGUCUUCCAUGCUAAAGUUGGCAGGUGGCUGCCGUGCUUAGGCUGUAUGGGGUCUGAGACGAUCCUUGACAAUACAACAGAGGGGAACUCAAGUCGACUGUCUAUGCACCCUCUGGAUAAUGUGUUCCCCUGUCUUGUUUUAUUUGUUUGAGCAUCCUCAACGAUAUACUUGGGUGAAAGGACUCAACCUGCAAACAAGACCAUUGUUCCCAAGGUGGUGAAAUACAAUACCCUGGGCCACAUCUUCCAGAGGAUAUUUGGUGUCAUAUAUAUUCCCUACUGCCAAUGCGAGAUGCUGCUCGAGCUGCUUGUGUGUCUCAUGCAUUUAAACGUUCUUGGAGAUGCUAUCCGAACCUUGCUUUCAAUAUGAUAACAUUGGGCAUUGAUAUAGAAUCAUGUGGAGAGGACGGAAUAGCAAGAAAUUUUACCAACAAAGUUGACCACAUUUUGAAAAACCGCCCAUGCAUUGCCACCAAGACGCUCGAGAUUGUUUUCCGUUACUACAAUGCCAAAGUCUGUAACAUUGAUAGCUGGUUUCAGGCUGCUGUUACACCGGGGAUUGAAGAACUCACUAUAGAACUAUCUUCAAAGUCAGGAAGAUAUUACAACUUUCCGUGGUCACUUUUAGCCAAUGAGAGUGGAAACUCGAUUCGGUAUCUAAAUCUUGCCCGUUGUGCUUUCUCUCCGACUGACGAGUUGUGCUUUAAAAGCUUGUCAAGACUCGAGCUAAGCGAUGUUGCUAUUACGGGGGACCAGUUGGGAUCCAUUCUUCACAAUUCUUUUGCUUUGCAACGGAUGCAACUAAAGUUUUGCAAUAAGAUAAUUUGCUUGAAGAUACCUUUUCAUCUACAACAGCUCAGAUAUCUGGACGUGUUUGAUGGCGGCAGCUCGCUGCGGGUUAUAGAGGUAGAAGCUCCAAACCUCUCUAAUUUCCAGUUUAUGGGUCAUCGCAAAGUACACCUAUCGUUUGGAGUAGGAUUGCAAUUCAAGAAGUUUGACCUGUACUUUCCUGGUGCUAUCAGCUAUGUUUGUGCUGAUUUUCUGUCCAGCUUGCGAUAUGUUGAAGAUCUUUCCCUAGGUUCACGUUGUGAGAUGAUUGAUACACCAGUUCUACAUAGCAAAUUCCUGCAUCUCAAGCACUUGAAUGUUGAUCUUCAAGCAAUGACAUUUUCCCCGACCUACGACUAUUGUUCUUUGAUAUCACUUUUUGAUGCUUCUCCUUUCUUGGAGACCCUUGUCAUGAAUGUGUUGCAGCAAAAGAUGUUGCACGAGUCAAUCGUGGGAGAUGCAUCACAUUUGAGGCAGAUGCCAGGACACCACCAUGAUAGCCUCAAGACAGUGAAGAUCAUUGGUUUCUCCUCUGCGAAGAGCUUAGUAGAGCUAACAUGCCAUAUCAUUGAGAAUACGAGCUCACUUGAGAGCCUUACAUUGAACACCACAACAGGACAUCCUUUCGACAGCUGUUUAACCAACAAUACUGGAAAGUGCAACCUGUUGGGCGUGGAUUUUAUGGUGGAAGUUGGUAGAGGGCUCUUGGCUAUCAGGACAUAUGUUGAGCCAAAAGUUCCCUCCGGAGUUGAGCUAAAUGUUGUGGAGCCUUGCCGCCGAUGCCAUGAUCAACCACCGCCGAUGCCAUGAUUCCUGUGUAAAAGUUCCCGCAAGACAUCAUAAGUACCCUAUGAUUCCUGUGUAAAAGUUAAACUAGAACGUCGAGGAACCUUCUGCUGCUGCUACCCGGGUUAUAUACCCAAAACCCAAUAUUUAAUGUAACUAGUAGGCUGUGUGUUGCGACGUA
This is a messenger RNA of Triticum aestivum (bread wheat), 2631 nucleotides long. RefSeq lists its product as uncharacterized. The record is from RefSeq and is a predicted model, not a curated record. NCBI's taxonomy places the organism in Eukaryota, Viridiplantae, Streptophyta, Magnoliopsida, Poales, Poaceae. The coding region runs from base 1122 to 2474 and encodes 450 amino acids. Gene Ontology annotation, molecular function: protein binding. The transcript is spliced from 5 exons.